AUGGCUUACCCAUACUAUUCUCCCCCACCACCAUCACCCCCUUCUCCUCCAUGUAACCCUGUCACGGCAGCACCGCCUCCACCAAAACACCACCACCAUCAUCAUCACCAUAAACAUCCCAAUUCACCACCACCUCAACAUCAUCAUGUCUAUCCACAUCCACCUCCUCCUCCUCCUCCUGCUCCACGCCACCCUUACCCUCACCCAAAAUCACCUCAACCUCCAACUCCUUACCACCAUGAUCAUCCAACUUCACCACCUCCACACUCCACACCACCGCCUCCAGGGAAGGGUCCACUUACUCCACCAGAAUCACCUCCAUAUACACCACCAUCACAUUACACGCAUCCACCAAAUUCACCUCCAUAUACACCACCAUCACAAGAUUACACGCCUCCACCAAAUUCACCUCCAUAUACACCACCCUCACAAGAUUACACGCCUCCACCAAAACCAUCUCCAUACACACCACCGUCACACGAUUACACGCCUCCACCAAAACCAUCUCCAUACACACCACCGUCACACGAUUACACGCCUCCACCAAAACCAUCUCCAUACACACCACCGUCACACGAUUGCACGCCUCCACCAAAACCAUCUCCAUACACACCACCGUCACACGAUUGCACGCCUCCACCAAAACCAUCUCCAUACACACCACCGUCACACGAUUACACGCCUCCACCAAAACCAUCUCCAUACACACCACCUUCACACGAUUACACGCCUCCACCAAAAUGGUCUCCAAACUCACCACCAUCUCAUAAUUACACGCCUCCACCAAACUCAUCUCCAAAUACACCACCAACUCAUAAUUACAAUCCUCCACCAAAAUCAUCUCCAAACACACCACCAUCUCAUAAUCACACGGCUCCACCAAACUCAUCUCCAAAGACACCACCAUCACAUUAUUACACGCCUCCACCAAAACCAUCUCCAUACACACCACCUUCACCAAAAGUACCAUCUCCAUAUACACCACCUUCACUUUACACGCCACCACCAAAUCAGGGCAAUACCCCGCCUAUUUUCGGGUCACCACCACCACCUUUUGGAGCAGUUCCGCCGUCAUCAGACAUUGUGUCACCACCGCCAGGCGGCAACCAUACCACUGUUAUAGCUGUGUGUGCCUCUCUUGGUGGCGUCUUCUUCAUUGCAUUUCUCUUGGUUGGUCUCUUCUGCUUAGCUAAGAAGAAAAAGCCAGUGAUGGUUCCUGCAGCUGCUCCUGCUUGUAUUGAAGAACAUGAGGAAAUUUAUGAGACAAUCGCUACAGGUCCAAGUGGAGAUCAAGUUGUGACAGUUUCAGUCGAGGAUGAUGUGCGAAUUCAUGAAGCUACAGGCGGUACUGGCGUUGUUGGUUCCCAUUAUGGAGCUCCCGGUGGUCCUCCUCCUCAACCGGGGCUCGAGGGAGGUCCUUCUUACCGUCAAAGUUAUUACUGA
This is a messenger RNA of Pistacia vera, 1443 nucleotides long. RefSeq names its product extensin-1-like. The coding region runs from base 1 to 1443 and encodes 480 amino acids. Lineage: Eukaryota; Viridiplantae; Streptophyta; Magnoliopsida; Sapindales; Anacardiaceae. The record is from RefSeq and is a predicted model, not a curated record. The transcript has a single exon. Gene Ontology annotation, biological process: plant-type secondary cell wall biogenesis.